AUGAAGGGGAAUGUGUUCACUAUCCUUGCCCAGGAUGAGAAUACGGCGGAUAAAAUUGUUGAUGAGGGUCCAUGGUCAGUGAUGGGCUUUUGCUUUUCAGUGCAGAGAUGGCCAAGUAACAUGGCGAUUGAAGAAAUCCCGACUCACCUGGUUGCUUAUUGGAUCCAAAUUCAUGGAAUACCCCUUAAUCUCAUGUCGACCGAGAACGCAGCAGAGAUUGGUGGAAAGCUUGGAUCUGUUCUGGAAGUUGAAGAUCCCUGGAGCAUGGGUCCACGAGGCUUCUUAAGGAGCCAAAUUCAGAUCGAUUGUCGAGCCCCCUUAGUUGCUGGGUUUUGGCUUCCAAGAGCUGAAGGCCUGGCCACAUGGGUGGAAUUGAAGUAUGUUUAUACCAUAUUUGACCAAGCAACUAGAAGCAACUCUAGGCAAAGCAAAGAGUCCCACAUUGGAAUAUUACAAGAAGUGGAGGCUCCCCCUCACCUAUAA
Molecule: messenger RNA, 483 nt
Organism: Prunus armeniaca (apricot)
Lineage: Eukaryota; Viridiplantae; Streptophyta; Magnoliopsida; Rosales; Rosaceae
Source: the annotation of a GenBank genome assembly